AUGACGUCCUCGCCUAAACUGCGCGUCAUAACCCAGGCAAACCUGAAGAAUUAUUUUCCCAACAAGCCACUCUCCCAGGUCGCUCGACGAGUCCCAGUGCUCAAAACUCUAUCGCCAAAAUACACUCGACAGCUAGACGCUCAGAGGAAAACCACGUACGUCCUCUCGGAGCAGCAAGUCCUCCGCGAAUGCCAAACCAAAGGGCCAUACCACUCCAGAAUGGUCCGCGAAGAAGCACCCUUGGCACGCGAAAUGGCGACGACUGGAAUGCCAUAUGUGGAUAUAGUGACCGGUAAGGUCGACGAGGGUGUAUCUUGCUCGGGCUGCCACGUUGGGUACGAGGCAGCACUUGAAAAGGGCGAUCAUGAGCAAGUUGAGAAACACAUGCCCAUCCUCGGAAAGAUUUACUCUCAGAGAGGUUUCCUCGAUCAUUUCAAAGUGUGCCCUGAGGCCCAAAGAUUGUGGAAGUCGAGCGAAGGGGGCACCCGUUCAGUUCGUCUGCCGAUGUACGUUCUAUUGACGGAAAGGACCAUGAUACGUUAUGACCUGCGAUGA
Messenger RNA from Aspergillus puulaauensis, 555 nucleotides. RefSeq lists its product as uncharacterized. The transcript has a single exon. The record is from RefSeq and is a predicted model, not a curated record. NCBI's taxonomy places the organism in Eukaryota, Fungi, Ascomycota, Eurotiomycetes, Eurotiales, Aspergillaceae. Bases 1 to 555 code for a protein of 184 amino acids.